AUGCCGUGGAUGGCUCAAAGCUCUCCUCGGGCCACCUCCGCCUCCUCCUCCUCUCCACCCUCCCACACCUCCGCCGUCUCUCCCUCCACGCCGGCGACAUCACCUCCAGCUGGGCCUCGGCCCUGCUCCAGAUCCUCCUUACACGCGAAACCGCUCAAACACAUCGACCUCUCACCCACCAUCGAUCGACCUCGCGGCUGGAGUUUCCUGCCGCCCGGGGUGAUGGAAUUCCGGGAGCGGGAGCUGCAGACGAGGUUGAGGACGAUGGAGAGUUUGUUGGUGCUGGAGAAUUUGGUGCUGGCGAGUGAGGGGUUGGCGGUUGGGGUGGCGGUGGAGGUUGUUCCGACUUCCUCUUCUCCCCAAGUCAAACGCGACAAACAACUCCAACCUCCAAACAACAACAUCACCACCACCAUCAUGACCGCAGGCGCGACCUCAAGCUCUCGGCAGUCUCAUUUGCAAACCUUUCCGAAUGAGCUCAUCGAGAAUAUCGUCGAGUUCAUUGAGGAUUGGGGACUGGAUAGUCUGCGGAGCCUUCGCCUCGUCUGUCGCAAUGUCCACCCGGUCGCCACCAAGUUUUACGCAGAGCAGCGGUUUGCCAAAAUCUGUCUAUCUGCCACAAAGUCCAAAGUAGAUGCGGCGACCGAUAUCUUUGCAAAUCCAACUUUGCGCCAGACUGUCAAGCAUGUGGAGCUCCACUUUCCUGGAUAUCAUACUUUGGUAUCUUAUCUCAACGCACUUGAAGACGACGUGAAGCACUUCCGUACCGAGAAGGAGACGCGCAGCACCGGUCAACCACACAGGACCGCUCUCGAAGUUUCGGAGGAGGCCUUCAAUGAAUGGCAAGCCGGGUUUCAGGCAACCUACGAUACAGAUUGCGAAGAGGUGGAUUUGUCACAACUGCUCGCGCUAUUCCCGAACCUGGGCAGACUCGAGUUCAAGAAGCUGAACCGAGCCAACUUGUCCUCGAAACUCCCAUGGUUGUCGCUGGCUGCGGCCAUCACGCCAGCGGGGACCAAGCUGGAAACUUUGGUGUUCGAAGACUGCGAGAUCACCGCAGACGACAUCCGUCAUGUUCUGUCCAUCUUCGACGCCACUACGACAUUGCACAUCGACGGCAAGUACACCAUCAUCAAUGACUGGGCGUCGGUCAUCUGCAGCAUCCUCGUGCACGGCAAAUCACUGAAGUGCCUGCACAUCAGUAAAAGCCUGGGCCCGAUGGUGCGGCUAUUGUCUAAGGACAUAGAUGAAGAGACCUGCCGCGAGUUCCAGAAGUUGUUUCGGACUUUUGAAAGCUACAGGAUCACUCCAAGGUCGGUGGAGGCCAGUGGUGAACUGGCCGUCAAGUACGCGUGCGAGAAGGUUGUGCGGAAUUUGGUUGGCAAUGAGGCAUUCGAGGACAUGCUCAGCAAGUGCAAGAACGGGAUCGAGAUUUGA
This is a messenger RNA of Zasmidium cellare ATCC 36951, 1437 nucleotides long. RefSeq lists its product as uncharacterized. The coding region runs from base 1 to 1437 and encodes 478 amino acids. The record is from RefSeq and is a predicted model, not a curated record. The transcript is spliced from 3 exons. Lineage: Eukaryota; Fungi; Ascomycota; Dothideomycetes; Mycosphaerellales; Mycosphaerellaceae.